Ochotona princeps (American pika) is the source of this 4267-nucleotide messenger RNA. RefSeq names its product TBC1 domain family member 9 (gene TBC1D9). The record is from RefSeq and is a predicted model, not a curated record. The coding region runs from base 406 to 4161 and encodes 1251 amino acids. NCBI's taxonomy places the organism in Eukaryota, Metazoa, Chordata, Mammalia, Lagomorpha, Ochotonidae. Gene Ontology annotation, molecular function: calcium ion binding. The transcript has 21 exons.
AGCCCUUCCCUGCCCGGCCCGGCCUUGCGCACAGAGCCGAAGCGCUUGCAUUGCCGAGCCGGAUCCUGGGACUGAGCCACACCACUUCCUCCUCCUCCCGCUCCUCUUCCUCCUGCCGCUGCCGCGCGCCGGGGCCGGCGGCGGCGCUGCGGGCCUGGGCGUCUGCGGCGCCUGGCGGGGAGAGGAUGCUGCUCGCCGGGCUCGCGUCCUCGCGGUGCUCCUCGGCCACCCGCUGGGGUUCUGUGGGAACCGGGGCACCUUGGUGAAGUCUCUGGCCGCCGCUGUCGCCGCCGCCGCACCUAGCAAGCGGGCGCGCGUGUGCCCGGAGUGCGCGCCUGUGCGCGCCGGGGCGAGCAGGAGCCGACCCCGCGGCCCAUUGUGCGUCGGCCCGCGGCGGUCGGGAACAUGUGGGUGAAUCCCGAGGAGGUGCUGUUGGCCAACGCGCUGUGGAUCACCGAGAGGGCCAACCCCUACUUCAUCCUGCAACGGAGGAAGGGGCACGCCGGCGAUGGGGGCGGCGGCGGCGGACUGGCGGGCCUCCUGGUGGGUACCCUCGACGUCGUAUUGGACUCCAGUGCCCGGGUCGCUCCGUACCGCAUCCUGUACCAGACCCCAGACUCUCUGGUCUAUUGGACCAUCGCCUGUGGUGGUUCCAGGAAAGAGAUCACUGAGCACUGGGAAUGGCUUGAGCAGAAUCUGCUGCAAACACUCUCCAUCUUUGAAAAUGAGAAUGAUAUCACCACGUUCGUGAGAGGAAAGAUACAGGGCAUCAUUGCUGAGUAUAACAAAAUUAAUGAUGUAAAGGAAGAUGAUGACACGGAUAAAUUCAAAGAAGCCAUUGUGAAAUUCCAUCGACUGUUUGGGAUGCCUGAGGAAGAGAAGCUUGUCAACUAUUACUCUUGCAGCUACUGGAAGGGGAAGGUUCCCCGGCAGGGGUGGAUGUACCUCAGUAUUAAUCACCUGUGCUUUUAUUCAUUUCUGAUGGGAAGGGAAGCCAAGCUGGUCAUCCGGUGGGUGGACAUUACUCAGCUGGAGAAAAACGGCGCGCUGCUUCUGCCUGAUGUGAUCAAGGUGAGCACACGGUCCAGCGAACAUUUCUUCUCUGUGUUUCUCAACAUCAACGAGACAUUCAAGUUAAUGGAGCAGCUUGCUAACAUCGCCAUGAGGCAGCUCCUCGACAAUGAAGGCUUUGAACAAGAUAGAUCCCUGCCCAAACUGAAAAAGAAAUCUCCUAAAAAAGUAUCUGCACUCAAACGUGAUCUGGAUGCCAGGGCGAAGAGUGAGAGAUACCGUGCACUUUUCCGGCUGCCCAAAGAUGAGAAAUUAGAUGGGCACACAGACUGUACACUAUGGACUCCUUUUAACAAAAUGCACAUUUUGGGGCAGAUGUUUGUGUCCACAAAUUACAUCUGCUUUACCAGCAAGGAAGAGAAUUUAUGUAGCCUCAUAAUCCCACUCCGGGAGGUGACAAUCGUAGAAAAGGCGGACAGCUCCAGUGUCCUCCCGAGUCCUUUGUCCAUCAGCACCAGGAACAGGAUGACCUUUCUGUUUGCCAAUCUAAAAGACAGAGACUUCCUGGUACAGAGGAUCUCGGAUUUCCUGCAGCAGACAACUUCCAGAAUAUACUCGGACAGAGAGUUGGCCGGAAGCUAUAACAGUUCAGAUGACGAGGUGUAUUCUCGGCCCAGCAGUCUCGUCUCCUCCAGCCCCCAGAGAAGUACCAGCUCUGAUGCUGACGGAGAGCGACAGUUUAACCUCAAUGGUAACAGCGUCCCCACAGCCACACAGACUCUGAUGACCAUGUAUCGGCGGCGGUCUCCUGAGGAGUUCAACCCCAAAUUGGCCAAAGAGUUUUUGAAAGAGCAAGCCUGGAAAAUUCACUUUGCUGAGUACGGCCAAGGAAUCUGCAUGUACCGCACAGAGAAAACGCGGGAGCUCGUGCUGAAGGGGAUCCCAGAGAGCAUGCGUGGGGAGCUGUGGCUGCUGCUCUCAGGUGCCAUCAAUGAAAAGGCCACACAUCCCGGGUACUAUGAAGACCUGGUGGAGAAGUCCAUGGGCAAGUAUAAUCUCGCCACGGAGGAAAUUGAGAGGGACCUGCACCGCUCUCUCCCGGAACAUCCAGCAUUCCAGAAUGAAAUGGGCAUCGCUGCCCUGAGAAGGGUAUUGACAGCUUACGCCUUUCGAAAUCCCAACAUCGGAUAUUGCCAGGCCAUGAAUAUCGUCACAUCCGUGCUGCUGCUUUAUGCCAAAGAGGAGGAAGCCUUCUGGUUGCUGGUGGCUCUGUGUGAGCGCAUGCUUCCGGACUACUACAACACCAGGGUUGUUGGUGCACUGGUGGACCAAGGUGUCUUUGAGGAACUGGCACGAGACUAUGUCCCGCAGCUGUAUGACUGCAUGCAGGACCUGGGCGUGAUUUCUACCAUCUCUCUGUCUUGGUUUCUCACACUGUUUCUCAGUGUGAUGCCCUUUGAGAGUGCAGUGGUGGUGGUUGACUGUUUCUUCUAUGAAGGAAUCAAGGUGAUAUUCCAGUUGGCCUUAGCAGUGCUGGAUGCAAACGUGGACAAGCUGUUGAACUGCAAGGAUGAUGGCGAGGCCAUGACUGUAUUAGGAAGGUAUUUAGACAGCGUGACCAAUAAGGACAGCACGCUGCCUCCCAUCCCCCACCUCCACUCCCUGCUCAGUGAUGACGUGGAACCUUACCCAGAGGUUGACAUCUUCAGACUCAUCCGGACAUCCUAUGAGAAAUUUGGAACAAUCCGGGCAGACUUGAUUGAGCAGAUGAGAUUCAAACAGAGGCUGAAAGUGAUCCAGACCCUGGAGGAUACCACCAAACGGAACGUGGUACGGACCAUUGUGACAGAAACUUCCUUUACCAUUGAUGAGCUUGAAGAACUUUAUGCUCUUUUCAAGGCAGAGCAUCUAACCAGCUGCUACUGGGGAGGGAGCAGCAAUGCGCUGGACCGGCACGACCCCAGCCUGCCUUACCUUGAACAGUAUCGCAUCGACUUUGAACAGUUCAAGGGCAUGUUUGCCCUUCUGUUCCCUUGGGCAUGCGGAACUCACUCGGACGUGCUGGCCUCCCGCUUGUUCCAGUUAUUGGAUGAGAAUGGAGACUCGCUAAUUAACUUCCGAGAGUUUGUCUCUGGGCUAAGUGCUGCAUGCCAUGGCGACCUCACAGAGAAGCUCAAACUGCUGUACAAGAUGCACGUCUUGCCUGAGCCAUCUUCCGAUCCAGAUGAGCCGGAUUCUGCUUUUGAAGCAACUCAGUACUUCUUUGAAGAUAUCACCCCAGAAUGUACACACGUUGUGGGAUUGGAUAGCAGAAGCAAAACGAGUGCUGAUGAUGGCUUUGUCACCGUGAGCCUAAAGCCAGACAAAGGGAAGAGGGCAAAUUCUCAAGAAAAUCGUAAUUAUCUAAGACUUUGGACUCCAGAAAAUAAGUCCAAGUCCAAGAAUGCCAAGGAUCUACCCAAACUGAACCAGGGGCAGUUCAUUGAGCUGUGCAAGACAAUGUACAACAUGUUCAGCGAGGACCCCAACGAGCAAGAGCUGUACCACGCCACGGCGGCGGUGACCAGCCUGCUGCUGGAAAUCGGAGAAGUGGGCAAGCUUUUCGUCACCCAGCCUGCCAAGGAAGGCAGCAGUGGCGGCGGUGCAGGUGGCACACUCCUCCCCAAGAAAGGGCCAGGUCAGCCUUACGCGGUGGAGAACGCAGAGCCCCUGGCAGCAGACGGCGAGGAGCACUCCCUGGGAGGCCAGAUGGAGGACAUUAAGCUGGAGGACUCGUCACCCCGGGACAACGGGGCCUGCUCGUCCAUGCUCAUCUCUGACGAUGACAGCUCCAUGUCCUCGUACUCGGUGCUGAGUGCCGGCUCCCACGAGGAGGACAAGCUGCACUGCGAGGACAUUGGGGAAGACACGGUCCUGGUGCGCAGUGGCCAGGGCUCUGCAGCACUGCCCCGCAGCACCAGCCUCGACCGGGACUGGGCUAUUACCUUCGAGCAGUUCCUGGCCUCGCUCUUAACCGAGCCUGCUCUGGUCAAGUACUUUGACAAGCCCGUGUGUAUGAUGGCCAGGAUCACCAGUGCAAAAAACAUCCGAAUGAUGGGCAAACCCCUCACCUCGGUCAGUGACUAUGAGAUCUCAGCCAUGUCAGGCUGAACCGGCACCGCCACCUGCUGGAGGACCCACGGGGCAGGGAGGGGUUUUUUUCGUGUUUCUCUGUGGCGGGCGUUCUUUUUCUUUUUAAAUUAAGUAUUUAUUAGUA